This is a messenger RNA of Nestor notabilis (Kea), 860 nucleotides long. It is a transcript of the gene ADIPOR1, whose product is annotated as adiponectin receptor 1. The annotation marks the transcript as partial. Gene Ontology annotation, cellular component: plasma membrane. The record is from RefSeq and is a predicted model, not a curated record. Lineage: Eukaryota; Metazoa; Chordata; Aves; Psittaciformes; Psittacidae. Gene Ontology annotation, molecular function: signaling receptor activity. Gene Ontology annotation, biological process: adiponectin-activated signaling pathway. The transcript is spliced from 6 exons.
UGCAGGUGUGGGAAGGGCGCUGGCGGGUGAUCCCCUACGAUGUGCUGCCCGACUGGCUGAAGGACAACGAUUACCUCCUGCACGGGCACCGCCCGCCCAUGCCCAGCUUCCGCGCCUGCUUCAGGAGCAUCUUCCGGAUCCACACCGAGACGGGCAACAUCUGGACACAUCUGUUAGGCUUCGUCUUGUUCCUCUGCUUGGGAAUCCUGACCAUGCUGCGGCCCAACAUGUAUUUCAUGGCUCCUCUCCAGGAGAAGGUGGUGUUUGGGAUGUUCUUCCUGGGAGCAGUGCUGUGCCUCAGCUUCUCCUGGCUCUUCCACACUGUGAAGGUCUCGCGGACCUUUUCGAAGUUGGAUUAUUCAGGAAUUGCACUGCUGAUCAUGGGAAGCUUCGUCCCAUGGCUCUACUACUCGUUCUACUGCUCCCCACAGCCAAGACUCAUCUACCUCUCCAUCGUCUGCGUCUUGGGCAUCUCUGCCAUCAUCGUUGCGCAGUGGGACCGCUUCGCCACCCCCAAGCACAGGCAGACCAGAGCAGGCGUGUUCCUGGGGCUGGGGCUGAGCGGGGUGGUGCCCACCAUGCACUUCACCAUCGCCGAGGGCUUCGUCAAAGCCACCACCGUGGGCCAGAUGGGCUGGUUCUUCCUCAUGGCCGUGAUGUACAUCACGGGCGCGGGGCUCUACGCCGCCCGCAUCCCCGAGCUCUUCUUCCCGGGCAAGUUCGACAUCUGGUUUCAGUCACACCAGAUCUUCCACGUGCUCGUGGUGGCCGCAGCCUUUGUCCACUUCUACGGCGUGUCCAACCUGCAGGAGUUCCGCUACGGACUCGAAGGGGGGUGCACAGACGACUCUCUGCUCUGA